Molecule: messenger RNA, 2139 nt
Organism: Papilio xuthus (Asian swallowtail)
Lineage: Eukaryota; Metazoa; Arthropoda; Insecta; Lepidoptera; Papilionidae
Product: facilitated trehalose transporter Tret1
Exons: 3
Coding region: 88-1587 (499 amino acids)
Biological process (GO): transmembrane transport
Cellular component (GO): membrane
Molecular function (GO): transmembrane transporter activity
Source: RefSeq, a predicted model, not a curated record
CCGAUAUUUUGCUAUCAUCAAAUUGUUCCGACUGAAUUCUAGUAGUUUUCAUCUAACGUUCGAGGAGUGAGCUUAUUAUUGUGAAUAAUGUUGCCAGUAUUCAAACAGACAUGGGCAGUUUCAGCAGUUCUGUUGAAUAUGCUAGCUCAGGGGAUGCUGUUGAGUUACACCAGCAGUUUGCUGCCUGCACUGCGAGCUCCAGACUCCGAUAUUAAAAUAGAUCUUAACACUGCCUCAUGGUUGUCUUCUUGCGUUGGAAUAGCUGGCAUCCCAGGUUUCUUUAUAUCAGCAUUUCUGAUGAAUUGGAGAGGACGGAAACAAGCACAUGCUAUUGUGUUAAUACCUGGUCUUAUUGGAUGGUUGGUUAUGUACUUUGCUAACAAUGUUACAACAUUAGCACUCGGGAGAGUACUUGGUGGAUUUACUGCAGGUGCUACUGUUUCGUUAGGAGCAGUAGUGAUAGGAGAAUACACUUCACCUAAUAAUAGGGGAACUUUCUUGAAUUUAAAAACAGCUAGCGUCUGCUUAGGAGGUAUGGUUAUUCACAUUUUGGGGACGUUUUAUCAUUGGAGAACUGUAGCACUGAUGGCCAUGAUCCCGUAUUCUAUAUCUUUAGCUAUAAUUUUUACAUGGCCAGAAAGUCCAGCAUGGUUGGCAUCAAAAAAGAAAUAUGAAAGCAGUGAAAAGGCAUUUUACUGGUUGAGGGGGAAUAGCGAAGAGUCAAGAAAAGAAUUAUACGAAUUAAUACAAGCCCAAAGAGAGAAGCCUGUGACUACUAAAAAGAUGACAAUUAAAGAUCAAUUAACGAAACUAUUGUUAAAGUUUACAAAGAGAGAUUUUAUAAAGCCGUUAAAUAUAAUAAUUGCAAGUGGAAUUUUGAUUGAAGCUUGUGGUCGUCAUAUUUUUCCCGCGUACGCGUCACAGAUUAUAUCAGAAGUGACAGGAGAUAAAACUCAAUCUUUUUAUUAUACUUUGGCUAUUGAUAUAAUUAUAACAGGAAGUGCUACUUUUUCAUCUGUCCUCGUUAAGAUGUAUAAACGUCGUACGUUAUUAUUUACAUCAGGUUUUACAGCUUUAUUCGUAUUAUUUAGUGUUUGUACAUAUCUUUAUCUUGAAUCAAAGGAUGUUAUAUCUAGAGGUAAUUCUAUAAUUCCUAUAGCAUUGUUUGUUAUAUAUUUUGUGUCUGUUAAUUUAGGCUGUACAGCCAUACCUCUAUCUCUGUGCGGAGAAGUUUGGCCUCUUGAACACAGAGAUGCAGGUGUUGCUAUUUCAGGACUUGUAUUAUCUCUUGCAGUCCUCAUUGGAUUGCAAGUUACGCCGCAUCUAUUAGAAAGUAUAAAAGUUUAUGGAAUGUUUGCCCUCUUUGGUUCCGUAAUGGGUGUUACUUUAGUUAUCUUCUAUUUUAUAUUACCAGAGACAAAAGAUAGAACAUUGCAAGAAAUUGAGGAGUACUUUAUCUAUGGUAGAUAUAAAGAUGAAAAUAAAAAGGAAGAGGCUAAAAUGAACAUGGCCAGUGAGAAAUUGUUGAAGUUCUCACACACUGAUAAACUCAAAAAGAAUGACAGUGAUGUAGAAUCAAAAAUGUAAAUUAUAGAUUCACAAAGAUAUCAGACUCGGUGGGCAUGUCAAACUAAAUUAUGACAGCUCACUAGCGCCCUCCUGUCAAAGACAAAAAUGUGUCAUAUUUUUUCUAUGCCCAUUCAGGUUUAUAGUCUUUUCUGACAGAACUAAACGCAAUAGCGGCGCCUUGCAUCAGGACAGAUAUUUGUUUAACUAUAUUAUAGUGUUAAGAGGAAUAAUACAAUUUAAUUGUCAUAAAUUAAACAAUAAGCCCGAUUGAUAACACAAAGAAAUGCACAAAGAAAAUAAUUCUUGAAAUCCGAUACAUCGUGACAAUUUAUUAAAACGUAUAUAUUUUUUUCAAAGAAAAUAUGACGUACACAUUCCGAAAGCAAUCACAAUGUCACAUUUUUUUAACUAAAUUUUUCAUGAACAUCGUAGUCAAGUUCCAACAAAUAAAUCGGGCUUUUUAUUAAACGAAGACUAGUCAAAAGAAUUUCCAAAAGGAACAAGAAUGUAUAACAAUAUUUCUUCUCGAAAAUAUACAAAGUUCUAAAAGAACGUUUUAAAUAAGUAAUA